Molecule: messenger RNA, 516 nt
Organism: Ctenocephalides felis (cat flea)
Lineage: Eukaryota; Metazoa; Arthropoda; Insecta; Siphonaptera; Pulicidae
Exons: 2
Coding region: 1-516 (171 amino acids)
Source: RefSeq, a predicted model, not a curated record
AUGUACCCUUACUGCUUCACAAACUUCUUACACAACUCUUCCUGCUUUGCCAAUCCUUCUACAUCAUUUCCUUCUUCACCAAUACCAACGACAUCCUUCCAUUCAUAUGCUCUUCCUGCUACAUCAAUCCCUACAACAUCCUUCCAUUCAUAUGCUCUUCCUGCUUCACCAAUUCCUACAACAUCCUUCCACUCGGAUGCGCUUCCUGCUUCACCAAUUCAUAUGACAACCGCUAAUUCCAAUACUGUUUCCUUUAUUCGACAACCAUCUUCCCCACUACUUUCCCAAUCAUCCAGAUCGCUCACAUCUUUUCCAGUGACCCCAACGCGACCCAGACCCCAAGAUAAUGCUUUGCUGUACUCAGAACAUUUUACAGGGUUUUCAAGGGUUCUCAGAAUUACUUGCCCCAUUCAGGAUUGCGGGAAUGCUUACACACGGUACAGCGCACUACAAAACAUAUUGAGUGUCAUCAUCACAUCAAUAUUGACACAAAGACAAACUGUUUUCUUCUAUUAA